This is a messenger RNA of Fulvia fulva, 585 nucleotides long. RefSeq lists its product as uncharacterized. The record is from RefSeq and is a predicted model, not a curated record. The coding region runs from base 1 to 585 and encodes 194 amino acids. Lineage: Eukaryota; Fungi; Ascomycota; Dothideomycetes; Mycosphaerellales; Mycosphaerellaceae. The transcript has 2 exons.
AUGGUCGCCACCCGCCUCUUCACCCUCAGCGCCCUCGCAAGUAUCAUCUACACAACCGCAGCUCUCGAGAAGCGCCAAGACGAUGACCAGACCACAGUAUCCGGCAGCACUGUAUCUAGUUUCGCCAUUCCAACAGUCACCGCGACCAAUGCCUUACCAACAGCAGUAACGAACUGCCACACUCACGACGACACGCCCUACUGCGUAGCUGACGGCGCCGACUGGGAGAUCGAGACCGACGUCGAUGAGACGAACCUUCCAGACGGAUAUGAGGACUGUCAACCUAAUGGUGAUGAUGGGGAUGAGAUAACGUGUGCUGCGGCUGACGGGGCUCAAGUCGUCCUUCAUCGCGAGGGGAAUGAUCAUACUGAUGGUGAUGAUGCUUCGAACUCCAUGUCGACCACAGGCACGGCGAGCGCACCUGCUGCGACUACUGGCCCGACUGCUGGUGGAGCUACGCCGGCUGCUAGUUCGCAGGCUAGUGAGAGCGCGGCUGCGGCUGCUGAGCAGACUGGUGCAGCUUCAGCCGUUGGUGCUUCGCCUGUGUCGUUGUUGGGGUUGAUUGUGGCGAUUUUUGCGUUGUGA